Daphnia pulex (common water flea) is the source of this 2150-nucleotide messenger RNA. RefSeq names its product cohesin subunit SA-2-like. Gene Ontology annotation, biological process: sister chromatid cohesion. Gene Ontology annotation, cellular component: nucleus; cohesin complex; chromatin. The record is from RefSeq and is a predicted model, not a curated record. The transcript is spliced from 9 exons. Bases 693 to 1523 code for a protein of 276 amino acids. Gene Ontology annotation, molecular function: chromatin binding. NCBI's taxonomy places the organism in Eukaryota, Metazoa, Arthropoda, Branchiopoda, Diplostraca, Daphniidae.
CUUGAAUCUCCCUAUUUAGCUCCUUACACAGUCCCUCUUGAUUUGAGGGUGAUCCUUCGCUACUGAUCAUGGACUCCAUUGGUGAAACUGAAAACCGACGAGAGAAUGCUGUAAUCCAAGACUGAUAAAUUGUGUGCUGAUUUAAACAAGUUGCGACUGGAGAACCACCUGCAGGUCGAGGGUCUAUGAGAAAGAUUCCUACCGUCAAAGAAACCAAACAAACCCAAGGUCGCCGUGUACGACUUACUGAACAUUUCAUACCAACUCUUCCUCUGUUACUCGGGAAAUAUAUGACUGAUCCCGAACAAGUUGCAAACCUCUUGUCAAUCCCUCAAUACUUAAUAUGGAAAUCUAUACUACCUCACGUCAAGAGAAGAGUCUAGAUUCGUUAUUGCGCUUGAUCCAGAAUAUAGUGGAAAGGCACACCACAACAGAAGUGUUGGAAGGCUGCGCUCAAGCGCUGGAAUAUCUUUGUAAUGAAGAUUACGCCAUAUCUUCUCGAUGUGAUUUAACAAGGAACACUUUAAUUGAUCGUAUCGUUAAGAAAUGCGAACAAGAUUAUGAAAAUUAUGUAACACUGAUGGCUGGCGACGACGAGCCCAACAAGGAUUCGGUGUUUACGCUGGUAUUGGGUUUGAAAAAAAUUGCCUUAUUCUCGUCACAUCACAAUCUUGGGACAUGGAAUUUGUGGGAUGUUUAACGGAAUUCAAGAAACUUUAAACCUAAAUCGGUCAAUGCCACUUGAAGCUAUAAAAUAUUGCAUUUCUGCUUGCCAUUCUGCUGUUUUAUGGGAGCUUCUGCAAUUCAAAAACUGUUCUGGACAAGGAACGUCUGCCGCUCAACAACAGAAACAAUUAAGAGAUCAUUUGGACGCGUACAUGUCUUUGAUGACUGAGCUUAUCACUUCGAACGUUGCUGAUUUUAGAGAAGAGGCAUACGUGUCUGUAGGGGAUUUGCUUAUAUGUUUUAGCAAGCGACUAAAAGACAAUCCUCAGUUAAAACCGCUUGUUUACGAGCCUGAUCGUGACCUACAACAAAUUCUGGAAAAUUUCAUUCAGACUUAUGUAUUUGUUGAAGAAGAAGAAGAUGUAGACGAGGAAGGCGACGAACAUAAAAAAAUUGAAAAAUUGCACAAUCGCCGGAACUAUUUAUCGGUUUUCUGCAAACUCGUGGCUUGCAACGUCUUGCCUGUAAAAGCUGCGGCAGGUGUUAUUAGACACUAUGUCAAGUAUUACGAUGAUUACGGUGACAUCAUUAAGACAUUAUUGGGAAAAAUUCGAAACAUCAACAAAAUUACCAGUGCAAAAACUAUGGUUCUUAGUCUCUCAUUGCUGUGUCACGAUCUAACAAGGGAUGGUGGAAGUCGUAUUGAUCGGCAGUCAGAAGAAUUUCUUAGUGUCAAGGAAUUGGCCAAAGAAAUGGCCAUGUCAUUUGGACUCGAUACGGUGAAAAAUCGCGAAGCUAUCACCGCCCUUCAUAGAGACGGAAUUAUUUUUGCCAAAUCCACUCGAGAAUCCAAAUAAUCAAAUUGGCCCUCUUCCUAAUUUAGCGUUUCUUGAAAUUUGUGGCGAGUUUUCAAACAAACUGUUAAAACAAGACAAAAAGGUGGUUUUACAGUUUUUGGACCGAAUGCUGAUCAUGGGUAGGCUUUCACCUCGUCGAGAAUGGGAACCUAUCUUGUUCUACCGGAAUUCCUUGGUUCAUGGCGAAACUGAUCCACCUCCGCAUUCUGUCAGGAGCGCUAACAGACGACGUCGUCGCGAUACAGGUGGAGACGACGGUGAAAUCGCUGAUAAGUGAUAACGAUGAUGGAUCAGAUCACGAAUUUGCCGAGGGUGGGUAAUGUUACCCGGUUUGACUUCAGCAUUUGAGUCUUGUGAAUGAAUGAAGUGAAUUCGUAGUAACAUAACAUGUACGUGUAAAAGUUUCAUUUCAUUUUUUGAUAAAUUUCCAGUGUUAACGCAUCUUAUCUGCGAUGAUUCUAGGAAAUGUUAGUUUUUAUUAACGUUUGGUGAGGUGCUUUGUUAUUUAUCCUUUUGGCUACUGAACUGCGACAUGUAAAUUUCCAUUUUAACAAUGGAUCCUGCUGUUAGAUUACGUACGAUCGCACUUGUAGGAUUCUCUAGGAUAAAUAAACACAGUUGACAGUU